UAGGACCAUGAACUUCUGAAGUUGCUGCUGCUGUUCCUCUCUCUCUGAAUGAAGAUUGAGCUUCACCCCAGACUGCAACUUCCUUCCUCUCUCCAACAUCUAGUAUUUGAUAUGAAAACUGAAGUUUAAAAAACAACAGAUGAAGGGCUUAUGCCCAAAACACCGACUCUCCUGCUCCUCAGAUGCUGCCUGACCUGCUGUGCUUUUCCACACUUUUCGACUCGGACUCCCAAGCGUCUGCUGUCCUCAAUUUCAAGUCAAUGUCUGACAGUCGUUCAGUCCAUUGGGCCUGUAACGAGUUUUGACUAAGAUUCUGUGAGAAGGAGCAAAGUUUUUUGGUCCCUGUUUCAGUACGUUUUCAGCAUCAGUGGGACGGAAUGAGAGAUCCUACUGUUACAGUGCACUGAGUGUGGAACCUAAAACAGUUAUUCAGCCUGGAAAGAGGAAUUCACGGUGGGGAGGGACUGUACACAUGUUUGUGUACCGCUGAAGCUUCAGCCAUGGAGAAACCCGAGGAAUCCCUCCCCGUGGAGAAAUCUUGGAAGUGUGGCGACUGUGGGAAAGGCUUCCAUGUCCCGUCUGUCCUGGAGGCUCAUCGGCGCAGUCACACUGGGGUCAGGCCAUUCUCCUGCCCUGAGUGUGGGAAGGGGUUCAGCAGUUCCUCCACCCUGCUGAGGCACAGACGGGUCCACACAGGGGAGAGGCCCUUCAGCUGCUCCGAGUGCGGGAAGGCCUUCAGCAAUUCCUCUGACCUACUGAAGCACCAGCGUGUCCACACCGGGGAGAGACCAUUUGCCUGCCCAGAGUGCGGGAAGGGGUUCAGCAGUUCCUCCGCCUUGCUGACCCACCAGUGGGUCCACACAGGGGAGAAGCCCUUCAGCUGCCCCAAGUGUGGGAAGGCCUUCACCCAGGCCUUUUCCCUGCUGAGGCACCAGAGUGUCCACACCAGGGAGAGACCAUUCGCCUGCCCAGAGUGCGGGAAGGGGUUCAGCGAUUCCUCUGCCCUGCUGACCCACCGGCGGGUCCACACAGGGGAGAGGCCUUUCAGCUGUCCUGAGUGUGGGAAGGCCUUCACACAUGCCUCCAACCUGCUGACCCACCGGUGGGUCCAUACCAGGGAGACGCCCUUCAGUUGCCCCGAGUGUGGGAAGGCCUUCAGCAAUUUCUCCCACGUGGUGAUCCACCGGCGGGUCCACUCCGGGGAGAGGCCAUUCACUUGUCCUGAGUGCGGGAAGGCCUUCAGCAAUUCCUCUGACCUACUGAAGCACCAGCGGGUUCACACCGGCAAGCGGCCCUUCAGCUGCCCUGUGUGUGGGAAGGCCUUCACCCAGUCCUGCAACUUGCAGAGGCACCAGCGGGGGCACCAGCGCUCCCAACAAUCGGAUUCUGCCGGUGAGGCUGCUGUGGGUCACCCCCAGGACUGAACCUCCUGCCCAGUCUGACAGUGGGAGAGUUGGUGGGCUUGUUUUGUUUUCUGCUGGACAGCACCCACUCCCACGGUGGCUCAGUGGUGAGUAGCAUUGCCUCCCAGUGCCAGGGACCUGGCUUUGAUUCCACUAUUGGGGCAACUAUCUGUGUGGAGUUUGCACAU
This is a messenger RNA of Hemiscyllium ocellatum (epaulette shark), 1591 nucleotides long. RefSeq names its product gastrula zinc finger protein XlCGF8.2DB-like. Gene Ontology annotation, biological process: regulation of transcription by RNA polymerase II. Bases 501 to 1424 code for a protein of 307 amino acids. The record is from RefSeq and is a predicted model, not a curated record. The transcript is spliced from 2 exons. Gene Ontology annotation, molecular function: RNA polymerase II cis-regulatory region sequence-specific DNA binding; DNA-binding transcription factor activity, RNA polymerase II-specific. NCBI's taxonomy places the organism in Eukaryota, Metazoa, Chordata, Chondrichthyes, Orectolobiformes, Hemiscylliidae.